CUUAUCUGUCCCACAGGAUGAAGAUGAAUUUCUUGUUUCUCUUCUGUUGUUCUCUACUGAUCCUCACAACCUGCACUGCCACAGACAUUUCCCGCGAUGGCCGGGCAAUUACCAUCAACGGCCAACGUAGAAUAAUUCUUUCAGGCUCUAUUCACUAUCCGAGAAGUACGUCUGAGAUGUGGCCUGAUUUGAUAAAAAAGGCCAAGGAAGGAGGACUAGACGCUAUCGAGACAUACGUGUUUUGGAAUGCUCAUGAGCCAUUGCGCCGGCAGUAUGAUUUCACCGGAAAUUUGGACCUCAUCAGGUUCAUCAAGACCGUCCAAGACCAAGGCCUUUAUGCUGUUCUCCGUAUCGGACCGUACGUUUGUGCUGAAUGGAACUAUGGAGGGUUUCCCGUAUGGCUGCAUAAUAUGCCCGGGAUCGAGUUCCGUACGGCGAACAAUGUGUUCAUGAACGAGAUGCAAAAUUUCACGUCGUUGAUAGUCGACAUGGUAAAGAAGGAGAAGCUGUUUGCAUCGCAAGGCGGCCCUAUUAUACUCGCUCAAAUUGAGAAUGAGUAUGGCAAUGUGAUAGCAUCAUAUGGAGAUGCUGGAAAAGCAUACAUGAAUUGGUGUGCAAAUAUGGCUCAAUCUUUGGACAUUGGUGUCCCUUGGAUCAUGUGCCAACAAAAUGAUGCUCCUUCCUCUGUGAUAAACACGUGCAACGGAUGGUACUGCGAUCAAUUCACACCGAACAACCCUAACAGCCCAAAGAUGUGGACAGAAAAUUGGACUGGAUGGUUCAAGAAUUGGGGUGGCAAAGACCCACACAGGACUGCUGAGGAUCUCGCGUUUUCCGUUGCACGAUUUUUCCAGCUUGGUGGCACUUUUCAGAAUUAUUACAUGUAUCAUGGCGGGACGAAUUUUGGUAGAACGUCGGGUGGUCCGUAUAUUACCACGACAUACGACUACGAUGCUCCUCUCAAUGAAUACGGUUCCUUGAACCAGCCGAAAUAUGGACAUUUGAAACAGCUCCACGACGUGUUGCACUCAAUUGAGAAAACUCUGACUUAUGGCAAUGUUUCUAGUACUGAUUAUGGAAACUCUGUGACGGCAACUGUUUACUCGACGAACGACCAACAAACUUGCUUCUUCGGCAACGCAAACACCACGGCCGAUGCGACCGUAACAUACCAAGGGGCCAAGUACAACGUGCCCGCAUGGUCCGUGAGUAUACUUCCCGACUGUAAGAAGGAGGUUUUCAAUACCGCCAAGGUAAAUACUCAGACAUCAAUGAUGGUGAAGGUGUCAAACAAGGCAGAAGAUGAGCCAAUGGCACUGAAAUGGACAUGGAUGUCUGAGUCUCUGCAUAAGACUCUGGUUCAUGGAAAGGGUGAAGUCUCCGCCAGCCACCUUCUUGAUCAAAAGGUUGCUAAUGAUGUUAGUGACUAUAUGUGGUACAUGACAAGUUUGCAUUUGGGUAAAGACGACCCCGUCUGGAGCGAUGAAAUGAGGAUUAGGAUUAACGGUACUGGACAUGUGAUGCACUCUUUCAUAAACGGCGAACACCUCGGUUCUCAAUGGGCUACAUAUGGAGUCUUUAACUAUAAGUUUGAGAAGAGGAUUCAUUUGAAGCCUGGAAGGAACCAAAUUACAUUGCUUAGUGCUACAAUUGGGCUGCAGAACUACGGUCCAAACUUUGAUGUGGUACAAACUGGACUACCUGGACCCAUCGAGAUUAUUGGUCAGAAGGGUGAUGAGUGCAUCAUCAAGGACUUGUCCAAGCGUACAUGGACGUACAAGGUCGGGUUAGAUGGGUUCAACACGAAGCUAUUCAAUAAUAAUGUUGACAAGGUGUGGAGCACUGGAGAAAUGCCCAUCAACAAGAUGAUGACGUGGUACAAGACAACAUUCAAGGCGCCGUUGGGAGAGGAGCCGGUGGCCGUGGACUUGCAAGGGCUAGGGAAAGGGAUGGCUUGGGUUAACGGCAAUAGUCUCGGCCGGUACUGGCCGAGUUACAUGGCGGAGGAGGAUGGCUGCUCCGCCGAGCCAUGCGACUAUCGCGGCUCAUAUGAUAACAGCAAAUGUGUCUCCAAUUGUGGCCAGCCUACUCAGAGAUGGUACCAUGUUCCACGUUCGUUCAUGAAUAGAGAUGUGAAUGAACUGGUCCUUUUCGAGGAAAUCGGAGGCAAUCCGAGUCUUGUCAAUUUCCAAACUGUAAGGCCGGGAAGUGUUUGUGGAAAUGCCUACGAGGGUAAAGACAUGGAAUUGAGUUGCUACGGCAGGCCAAUUUCGGGCAUCAAGUUCGCCAGUUUCGGCAACGUACAAGGUGUUUGUGGUUCAUUCCGAAAGGGUACUUGUGAAGCCAAAAGUGAUGUCCUUUCGUUUGUCCAAAAUGCCUGUGUGGGGAAAGAAAGUUGCGUAGUCCGAGCUUCUGAAAGUCUGUUAGGAUCGACAAGUUGCGACUCAAGCACGACGAAGAGGCUUGUCGUGGAGGCGAUGUGUUAGAUUUUCUAAUCAUUUAGAAUUAGAUAAUUUAGGAAGUUUUUAUUUUACAUCCCAUAUAUAUUGAAUAAAUGGGACGUAGCUUAAGUAGUUCUUUUUUUAUUUUUAAUUUAAUUUAGUUAUUUGUUCAAAGUAGGAUUGAAUUUUGGGCUAUCUUAUGUGGU
Messenger RNA from Sesamum indicum (sesame), 2647 nucleotides. Its product is annotated as beta-galactosidase 15. Gene Ontology annotation, biological process: carbohydrate metabolic process. Gene Ontology annotation, molecular function: carbohydrate binding; hydrolase activity, hydrolyzing O-glycosyl compounds. NCBI's taxonomy places the organism in Eukaryota, Viridiplantae, Streptophyta, Magnoliopsida, Lamiales, Pedaliaceae. The record is from RefSeq and is a predicted model, not a curated record.